This is a messenger RNA of Tachyglossus aculeatus (Australian echidna), 3402 nucleotides long. It is a transcript of the gene NELL1, whose product is annotated as neural EGFL like 1. The transcript has 20 exons. The record is from RefSeq and is a predicted model, not a curated record. Gene Ontology annotation, molecular function: calcium ion binding; protein binding. The coding region runs from base 156 to 2582 and encodes 808 amino acids. Lineage: Eukaryota; Metazoa; Chordata; Mammalia; Monotremata; Tachyglossidae.
GCCGCCGAGCCCCCUGGCCGGCGGGGACCCUCCCGCUCCUGGAGAGGCAGCCCUGCCCAGCCCCUCGGCUGCUCAACUUGGAGGGCUCCUGCAACGGGCCCCGGCCGCCUUCUGGUUUUUCCGUGCGCCCCUCCCCGCGGGGCCCCGUCACCCCGAUGGAUGCCAUCCUGGUCGUCUGGGCGUGUGUGAGCGCAGCCAGGGCAGUGGUAGGCAUUGGAAUGGAUCCUGACUUACAAAUUGAUGUUAUCACUGAGCUAGACCUCGUGAAUACCACCAUUGGAGUUACUCAGGUCUCCGGACUACACAAUGCUAGCAAAGCAUUUUUAUUUCAAGAUCUAGAAAGAGAGAUCCACGCAGCCCCCCAUGUGAGCGAGAAGUUAAUUCAGCUGUUUCGGAAUAAGAGUGAAUUCACUUUCCUGGCUUCCGUAAAACAGAAGCUGUCAACAUCAGGAGUCCUUCUGUCCAUCCGAGAGCUGGAACACAGCUAUUUUGAACUGGAGAGCAGCGGUCUGAGGGACGAGAUAAGAUACCACUAUAGAUUUAAUGGAAAAUCAAGAACGGAGGCAUUUCCAUACCGGAUGGCAGAUGGACAGUGGCACAAGAUUGCCCUGUCAGUUAGUGCAUCUCAUCUUUUGCUCCACGUGGAUUGCAACAGGAUUUAUGAACGAGUGAUAGACCCCCCAGAAACGAAUCUCACACCAGGCAGCAGUUUGUGGCUUGGGCAGCGAAACCGAAAACACGGUCUUUUUAAGGGUAUCAUUCAAGAUGUGAAAAUCAUCUUUAUGCCUAAUGGAUAUAUAACACAAUGCCCUAACCUGAAUCGCACAUGUCCAACCUGCAGUGAUUUCUUAAGCCUGGUGCAAGGAAUAAUGGAUUUGCAAGAGCUUUUGGCCAAAAUGACUGCAAAACUAAAUUAUGCAGAGACGAGACUCAGUCAAUUGGAAAGUUGUCAUUGUGAGAAGACCUGUCAAGUAAAUGGACUGAUAUAUCGAGACAAAGACUCAUGGGUAGAAGAUGAUCACUGCAGGAAUUGCACAUGCAAAAGUGGAGUGGUGGAAUGCAGGAGAAUGGCUUGUCCCCCUCUCAGUUGCUCUCCUGACUUCCUUCCUGUGCACAUCGGAGGCCAAUGCUGUAAAGCCUGCAGACCUAAAUGUAUCUAUGGAGGAAAAGUACUAGCAGAAGGCCAGCGGAUUUUAACUAAGAGCUGUCGGGAAUGCCAGAGUGGAGUUUUAGUUAAAGUCACAGAAAUGUGUCCUCCUCUGAACUGCUCAGAAAAAGAUCAUAUCCUUCCAGAGAACCAAUGCUGUAGUGUUUGCAGAGGCCAUAAUUUUUGUGCCGAGGGACAUAGAUGUGGUGAAAAUUCCGAGUGCAAAAACUGGAACUCCAAAGCGACUUGUGAAUGCAAGAACGGUUAUGUCUCUGUCCAGGGAGACUCCACCUAUUGUGAAGAUAUUGAUGAGUGUGCUGCUAAGAUGCAUUAUUGUCAUGCCAAUACAGUGUGUGUAAACCUGCCUGGAUUGUAUCGCUGUGACUGUGUCCCAGGAUAUAUCCGCGUGGAUGAUUUCUCAUGUACAGAACAUGAUGAAUGUGGUAGUGGACAGCAUGACUGUGAUAGGAAUGCAAUCUGCACUAAUACUGUCAGGGGACAUAGUUGCACCUGCAAACCCGGAUAUGUGGGGAAUGGGACCAUCUGCCGAGCAUUCUGUGAAGAAGGAUGCAAGUAUGGUGGAACAUGUGUGAGCCCUAACAAGUGUCUCUGCCCAUCUGGAUUCACGGGAAGCCACUGUGAAAAAGAUAUUGAUGAAUGUGAGGAAGGAAUCAUUGAGUGUCACAACCACUCGCGCUGCGUUAACCUACCAGGGUGGUACCACUGUGAGUGCAGAAGCGGUUUCCAUGACAAUGGGACCUACUCAGUUUCCGGGGAGUCCUGUAUUGACAUCGAUGAAUGUGCCUUAAGAACUCAUACCUGUUGGAAUGAUUCAGCUUGUGUGAACUUGGCAGGUGGCUUUGACUGCCUUUGUCCAUCAGGACCAUCUUGUACUGGUGACUGCCCUCAUGAAGGUGGCUUAAAGAGGAAUGGUCAGGUAUGGAUGCUGAAAGAAGACAGGUGUUCUGUUUGUUCCUGUAAGGACGGGAAGAUAUUCUGCCGCAGGACAGCUUGUGAUUGUCAGAACCCAAGUGUUGAUCUCUUCUGUUGCCCGGAAUGCGACACCAGAGUCACUAGUCAAUGCUUAGACCAGAACGGACAUAAACUCUAUCGGAGUGGAGACAAUUGGACUUAUAGCUGUCAACAGUGCCGCUGUCUGGAAGGGGAAGUGGACUGCUGGCCCCUCAGCUGCCCAGAUUUGAGCUGUGAAUACACAGCCAUUUCAGAAGGGGAGUGCUGCCCUCACUGUGUCAGCGACCCCUGCCUGGCUGAGAACAUCGCCUACGAUAUCCGAAAAACUUGUCUAGAUACCUAUGGUAUUACCCGGCUCAGUGGCUCCAUAUGGACAAUGGCGGGAUCUCCCUGUACCACCUGCAAGUGCAAGAAUGGAAGCGUAUGCUGUUCUGUGGAUUUAGAGUGUCUUCACAAUAACUGAAGUACUAAGCAUGGACUCUUCCGUGUGAGGAAAACUGGCGGUGAUCAUCCAAAAUGAAGAGCACGAUUUGGUGUUUUAUAUGACAAUUACCAAAGUCUCCAUAAAAGGAAGAUGUUUGGGAGUUGCCUAAGUGACCUGCCGCUACACUCAUCCUUGAUAGCCUUGUCUAGGUGAUGACAAAGUGCAACGCAUAUAAUGUAUGGUUUAAAAAAAAGUUUUCAGUGUUGUAAAUCACAUCCUUUCCCUGUCAACUCAUUUGCUAACAUGUUUAAAUUCUUUCAUGGUAAACUUCGAUGUAUUUUUGGUUUACUUUGUGUACUAACAUGAUAGAAACUCAGUUUCUUUUAUUUUUGGAUCUAGAUUCUACAAAUAAAGUUGCUUGUUGUGAUUUUGUCCUAAACACAGCAUACUGAGUUCUGAAAUCCCUGUCAGAUGUAUUUAUGAAAAUAUGUAUGUAUGUACAGUCAGACUGGGAAGUACUUAUAUUUCAUAGUUUUCAGGCAUUUGAAGACAUUCUAAUGUCCAUUUGACCUGGGCAGGCCAGAAGGUAAUCAAAUUGAAAUACAGCUUAAAAAAUUGGCCAAAAGGGUAAUAAAUUGGGAAAACUCACUCCUCCUUUCCUUUCCCCUACUCUUUUCCAAUCAUAUCAGUAUGCGAUGUUAAAACACUUUUCUAUCUCCAUUCUACCUAGUUACAUCACAGAAGAAAAAUAUCACACAUUCAAGUUAGGGUUAGCAAAAAUGUGUUCCGUUUUGAGAAAGGACCCGCAACUGUUAGAUGUGAGUGUGUUGGUAAAAUAAAGCGAAUAGAAGGAGUUCAA